AUGGACUUGAGCAUGAAGAAGUUCGCCGUGCGCAGGUUCUUCUCCGUGUACCUGCGCAAGAAGUCGCGCUCCAAGAGCUCCAGCCUGAGCCGGCUCGAGGAAGAAGGCAUCGUGAAGGAGAUCGACAUCAGUCACCAUGUGAAAGAAGGAUUCGAGAAGGCAGACCCUUCCCAGUUUGAGCUGCUGAAAGUUUUAGGCCAAGGAUCCUACGGAAAGGUGUUCCUGGUAAGGAAGGUCAAGGGGUCGGACGCCGGGCAGCUCUACGCCAUGAAGGUCCUCAAGAAAGCCACCUUAAAAGUUCGGGACCGAGUCAGAUCCAAGAUGGAGAGAGACAUCCUGGCGGAAGUGAACCACCCUUUCAUCGUGAAGCUUCAUUACGCCUUUCAGACGGAAGGAAAACUCUACCUGAUCCUGGACUUCCUGCGCGGAGGGGACCUCUUCACCCGGCUCUCCAAGGAGGUAACCGCCCCCCAGCCCCAGGAGGGCCUGUCUGCAAUUCGAGGGGAAGGGAUUGGGGAGGGCGGAGCGGAGAGGACGGCCAUCCUCCUGGACGAAGAGGGACAUAUCAAGAUCACAGAUUUCGGGCUGAGCAAGGAGGCCAUCGACCACGACAAGAGGGCUUAUUCCUUCUGCGGGACCAUCGAGUACAUGGCGCCGGAGGUGGUGAACCGGCGGGGGCACACGCAGAGCGCCGACUGGUGGUCCUUCGGCGUGCUCAUGUUCGAGAUGCUCACGGGGUCCCUGCCGUUCCAGGGGAAGGACCGGAAGGAGACCAUGGCCCUCAUCCUCAAAGCCAAGCUGGGGAUGCCUCAGUUCCUCAGCAUGGAGGCGCAGGGUCUGCUGCGAGCCCUCUUCAAGAGGAACCCCUGCAACCGGCUGGGUGCUGGCAUUGACGGAGUGGAGGAGAUUAAGCGUCACCCUUUCUUUGUCACCGUAGACUGGAAUAAGCUGUACCGGAAGGAGAUCAAGCCACCGUUCAAGCCAGCGGUGGGCAGGCCUGAGGACACCUUCCACUUCGACCCCGAGUUCACAGCACGGACACCCACAGACUCUCCCGGCAUGCCCCCGAGUGCCAACGCUCACCACCUGUUCAGAGGAUUCAGUUUUGUGGCCUCAAGCCUGGUCCAGGAGCCCUCGCAGCAAGACCUGCACAAAGUUCCAGUCCACCCGAUCGUGCAGCAACUGCAUGGGAACAACAUCCACUUCACCGAUGGCUACGAGAUCAAGGAGGACAUCGGGGUGGGCUCCUACUCGGUGUGCAAGCGGUGUGUGCACAAAGCCACCGACGCGGAGUACGCCGUGAAGAUCAUCGACAAGAGUAAAAGAGACCCCUCGGAAGAGAUCGAGAUCCUCCUGAGGUACGGCCAGCACCCGAACAUCAUCACCCUCAAAGACGUCUACGAUGACGGCAAGUACGUGUACCUGGUGAUGGAGCUGAUGCGCGGCGGGGAGCUCCUGGACCGCAUCCUCCGGCAGAGGUGCUUCUCGGAGCGCGAGGCCAGUGACGUGCUGUGCACCAUCGCCAAGACCAUGGACUACCUGCACUCCCAGGGGGUGGUCCAUCGAGACCUGAAGCCCAGUAACAUCCUGUACGUGGACGAGUCUGGAAACCCUGAAUCCAUCCGCAUCUGCGACUUCGGGUUUGCCAAGCAGCUGCGCGCUGAGAACGGGCUGCUGAUGACACCUUGCUACACGGUGAACUUUGUGGCCCCCGAGGUCCUGAAACGUCAAGGGUAUGAUGCAGCGUGUGACGUCUGGAGUCUGGGGAUCCUGCUGUACACCAUGCUGGCGGGAUUCACCCCUUUUGCCAACGGCCCGGAUGACACUCCCGAGGAGAUCCUGGCCAGGAUCGGCAGUGGGAAGUUCGCCCUCGCCGGGGGGAACUGGGAUUCCAUAUCCGACGCAGCGAAGGACGUCGUGUCCAAGAUGCUCCACGUGGACCCUCAUCAGCGCCUGACGGCGGUGCAAGUACUCAAACACCCGUGGAUUGUCAACAGAGAGUACCUGUCCCAAAACCAGCUCAGCAGACACGACGUUCACCUGGUGAAGGGUGCGAUGGCCGCCACCUACUUCGCUCUAAACAGGACACCUCAGGCCCCGCGGCUGGAGCCGGUGCUGGCGUCCAACCUGGCGCAGCGCAGGGGCAUGAAGAGACUCACGUCCACCAGGUUGUAGCAGGUGGACGCCUGGCCACAGCCCCGCGCCACCCCGCCGAGCGCCCUCUCAGGCUUGCAGACACCGCACAGAUGCAGACCCGUUCACAGCCCCCGGAGGGGCCGCGAGGGGACGUGGGCAGAGCACGCUUCCUGUGUCUGUGUUUUCUUUUCCAGCCCGGAGAGGACCCUGGGCUGGGGACUUCUCGGAGCCUCGCUCUGCCUCCUGCACCUGCACCUCCUUCUCCAUCCUCAAGCGACCCAGCGAGCUUGUCUCACCUCCCGGUGCCCUGGAGGCCCUGUGGUGCCCUCUCAGACCCCGCAGGUGUUCACACACAUGGCUCGUGUGUGGCGGAGAGGCAGACUCCAGCCGCGAGCCGGGGCGCUAGUGGCCUCCCAGCGCAGGCCCCAGUUACUGAGGUUACCCGAAGGACAGCGACAGGCAGGGAUGCGCGUGGCCGGGUCGCAGAGCCCCCUGCGGGGCUGCAAGCUCCGGGCAUCUGUGGCUUCCCGCGAGCUGGGGGGGGCACCAGGCCCCACCCAUGAUAAUCCAAAGAGCCGCCUCCUCGUCGUCCCCGAUUCCUGAAUUCGAAUGAGGGGAAGAGCCCGACCCGGAAUCAGCUGGCUGUGUUUGCCUCAUGGCCACAGUUCGCAGGACUCGAGAGGGGGCCUCUGGGGUGCAGCCAGGCAGCCUGUGUC
This is a messenger RNA of Propithecus coquereli (Coquerel's sifaka), 2852 nucleotides long. It is a transcript of the gene RPS6KA2, whose product is annotated as ribosomal protein S6 kinase, 90kDa, polypeptide 2. Gene Ontology annotation, biological process: intracellular signal transduction; protein phosphorylation. The coding region runs from base 1 to 2175 and encodes 724 amino acids. Lineage: Eukaryota; Metazoa; Chordata; Mammalia; Primates; Indriidae. The transcript is spliced from 20 exons. The record is from RefSeq and is a predicted model, not a curated record. Gene Ontology annotation, molecular function: ATP binding; ribosomal protein S6 kinase activity; magnesium ion binding.